Jatropha curcas is the source of this 1074-nucleotide messenger RNA. Lineage: Eukaryota; Viridiplantae; Streptophyta; Magnoliopsida; Malpighiales; Euphorbiaceae. The record is from RefSeq and is a predicted model, not a curated record.
AUGACGCUUUAUAUAUACUCUUCUACGUUUUAUAAAACUCGCCUUCUACGGCUUCUUGUAUCAUUUGAAUUUUCCGUUAGGGGUUCUUCUUUCUCUUCUUCUGCUUCAACCUCUUCCCAGCGAGCCCCUUCUUUUAUCAUUAAUUCUAUUGCUGCUUCUUCUCCUUCGUCAACCUCUUCCCAGCAAAACCCUUCCGAGCCAAACAACCAUGAAGUUUUUAUUAAUUUCAGAGGCAAAGACACCCGCGACGGUUUUCUCUCCUUUCUCUUUGAAUCUUUUAAGGAAAAAGGAAUCGAUACCUUCAAGGAUGAAAACCUUCAAAAAGGAACUGAAAUAACACCAGCCCUCAAGCAAACAAUUCAAGAAUCAUGUAUUUCAAUUGUCAUAUUCUCCAAAAAUUAUGCAGAUUCUCCAUGGUGCUUGGACGAGCUUGUUGUGAUAAAUGAAUGCAGAGAAAAGUCAGGGCAAAUAGUUUUGCCGGUUUUUUACCGUGUAGAUCCAACUGAUGUUCAAGAGCUGAGAGGCCCUUUCACAAGGGCACUUGCUAGGCUUUUAAAAGAUCACAGCGAUAGUUCACACAACCUGGGUGGAUGGUGCCAUGCUUUGAAGACCAUCAGCAACGACUUAAGUGCUUUUGUUUCGAAUGAGAUCAAAAAUGACCAAAUGCUAGUUCAAAGAAUCGUCAAUCGUGUUUCGGAGAUAUUAAGUCAUAUGCCAUCAAAUGCUAGUUACCAUGACAAGUUAGUUGGAAUUCUUUCGCGUGUCCAGGAAGUAAUAUCGUUAUUGGAUAUUGAUGUAAAUGACAGAAAUUGGAUAAUAGGAAUUUGGGGAAUGGCUGGUAUUGGAAAGACAACGCUUGCUAGUAUAGUGUUUUCCCAAAUCAAGGCUAAGUUUGAUGCCCACUGCUUUGUUUCAAAUGUCAAGGAACAGAUAAGGAAGGAAACAGAAAUUGUUUUAGGGGAUAAAAUCAUUCGUUCACUAUUGGGAGAGGAAAAUUUGAAAAUGGGCUCACCUCAUUUAGUUUUAGAUGACUGGAUUUUGAGGAGGCUGCAACGUAAAAGAAAGGUUCGUUAA